AUGCGUUCAUUCGUUCCCACCACUCUCGUGGCUUCGGCCGCCCUGUUCUCUGCUGCGCAGGGAAUCACCAUCACCAAGCCCGCCGAGGGCGAAACUGUCGAUGCCAGCAAGGGCUUCGACAUUGUCUGGGAGUACGACUCGUCCGACCCAGUUGACUGGGAAAUCGAGUUGGGCAACCCUACCCCCGGCAAGCUGCUGGCCACCGACGUGAAGCCCGUCAGCGCUGCCUCCGGCGAGACCGCGACCUACACAUACACCGUCAAGCCUACGGAUAUUGCCGAUGGCACCUACAAGGUCAUCCUCGACCCGCGCAACGCUGGUACCCCCGGUACCUCGCUGCCCCAGUCUGGUGAAUUCACUGUUGGCAGCGAUGGUAGCGUAACCACGACCACCACCACGUCUGGUACCACCACGUCGACUUCCACUUCCAUCAGCAGCACUAGCACUGGUUCUGCUACCACCACUCCCACCACAACUCCUGGACCCAUCACUACUCCUGGCCCAACCUCGGGCACCAGCACCCCCAGCGGCAGCGGCAGCGUCGUGCCUAUCUCCGGGUCUACCACCAUCACCAGCGCCACUGUCAUCUCGUCGACCAUUGUGUCCGGCACUUUCUCGACUGUCGUUCCUCAGUCGACCGUCUUCGAGACCACUGUCGUUCCUGGUGGCGGCUCCACCCCCACUGGCACUGCCUCUCCCACCACGACCGCCGUUCAGACCGGUGCUGCCGUGGCUAUCGAUGCUGGCCUCGGCUCUGCCGUCCUCAUGGCCCUGUUGCCCGCUUUCUUGCUGUAA
Messenger RNA from Talaromyces rugulosus, 795 nucleotides. RefSeq lists its product as uncharacterized. Bases 1 to 795 code for a protein of 264 amino acids. The record is from RefSeq and is a predicted model, not a curated record. NCBI's taxonomy places the organism in Eukaryota, Fungi, Ascomycota, Eurotiomycetes, Eurotiales, Trichocomaceae. The transcript is spliced from 2 exons.